This is a messenger RNA of Coprinopsis cinerea okayama7#130, 1809 nucleotides long. RefSeq lists its product as hypothetical. Gene Ontology annotation, biological process: SRP-dependent cotranslational protein targeting to membrane. The transcript has 2 exons. The coding region runs from base 1 to 1809 and encodes 602 amino acids. The record is from RefSeq and is a predicted model, not a curated record. Gene Ontology annotation, molecular function: signal recognition particle binding; endoplasmic reticulum signal sequence receptor activity; 7S RNA binding. Gene Ontology annotation, cellular component: signal recognition particle, endoplasmic reticulum targeting. Lineage: Eukaryota; Fungi; Basidiomycota; Agaricomycetes; Agaricales; Psathyrellaceae.
AUGUUCAGGAAACACUGUGCUAAUCGCACCCACCGUCUGCGGUCAUCGCUUAAAAUGACCCACGGCAAGGGAAAAGACUUUAAAAAGUUGCCCCCACUGACCAACGAAAUCAUCAAGGACGGACAUCUCCAACUACUCCUCUUCGAAGCCGAACGAGCCUGGUCUUACUCUCAAGAUCUCCUCGCCCAGUCCCUCGAACCAACAAACGCCGACAGAGCGAGCAGCCUCCGCCACAGCGCAACCGGCCGCUUCAGGCGCGCCGUAAACUGGUCAACCCAGCUCCUCUCCCACUGCCAAUCGCUCUACGCCGCCGACAGACUCUCCGCCGAAAACCUCGUCCAGGCGACGAUCUACACCGUCAUCCUCAACGGGCGCUUCCUGCGCUACCGAGAUGACUUUGAGGACGCCCUUAUCCAACUCUGCGUCGCAAGGCACUUGUUGGACGAGUUGGCGAGUACAGCCGUGACGAGUCGCGACCAAGCUCUCGCAGUUCUAUUCGCAGAUGAGAUUAGCCCGGAAAUCCGUCACUGUGCGCACGAGCUGGGGCGAGCAAAAGCCUACGAUAUCGACGGUAUCGUAGCAGAACUUGCUCCCAAGCACCUCAACUCGAUCGUCGAGAACAGCGACACGCUCAUCGCAGCUCUCAAAUCCCAAGGGCAGGCUUCUUCCGCAUCCGAGUCGCGCACCAAACUUAAGGAACUCAUCUGGGAAGACGAACCCGUGCCCAUCCGUAACCCCGAGUUGGUCGACGUCCUACUCAAGGUCCAAGAUGCCAAACAACGCCUCUCAGAAGCUCAAGCGUCCGCACACCACGCAAAGUCGAAAAAGGGCGUUGCGGCGUACGAUGCCAUCCUCCUCGCACUGAGCGACGCGGAGGAGCUCUCGCGCAAACUCUCCGAAGCACAGCAGAUAUCCACAGGUUCAUCAGGUGCUGCAAGCGUCGGGCGAGACAUCCACUUCGUCUACGCUUACAUCGUGUACCAACUCUUGCGUUACCGAAUCCAACGAGACCUACUCCUCAUCUCCGCUCUCCUCUCUUCCCAUCCUACUCCCCCGAGCUCGGCCUCCACUUCCAAAGCCUCGUCCAAACCCCAAAGUGUAGACAGCCGCCUCUACCCAGCCGUCGUCAAACUCCUCGACACAGUCCUCCAAAGCCUGGACCAAAUGCGCACUCUAAGCGUCGUAGACGACAACCCCGACCUCGCAACCGCCGUCGACGCCCGCAUCUCAUUCACAAAAGCAAAACGAUGCAUCUACCUCGCGCGGUGCUACACGCCCAUCAAGAAGUACGCCGAAGCAUUGGCUCUCCUCCAACACGGUUCCCUCCACCUCCGCGAAACCAACUCGUCUUUAUCCCUCCUGGAUGGGACCGCAGAUGCGUUAUCGACAUUCUUCCCCAUCUCAUCCGAAUCGGUUAAAGAACUCGAAGAUACCCUAGCGGGUGAUAACACGCGCUACAAACGGGAAUGGUUCACGUAUAACGGCGGAUCGAUCACUGCAGACCCCAAAGACUACAAGAAACCCCUCUUCUUCGAUAUCGCACUCAACUAUGUCGAGUUGCCGAUGGACAGGUUACUCGAGAGGGCUGGGAAAGCGCCUCCCCCUGCUCCUGCUCAGCCAACCAUCGCAGCUCCUGUCGCUGUCCCUGCUGGUAAACAACCACCCAAAGAAGCCGCUCCAGUCGCAGAGAAGAAGACGCCAGCGCAAAAGGCCAAAGUGGAGGAAACGCGGCCUGCUACUCCUCAACCCCAAACGCAGACCCGCGGUGGCCUCAGCUCGCUGCUCGGAGGUUGGUGGGGUCGCAGUUAA